GGCAGCAUCACGAUUUUUGGCGACAGUCAUAAACUUGCGGGCGGGGGUGGCAGAGGUAUGUUCUGUUACCAUUGCCCGCCUUCUUUACACCCUGGAGCUCCUCAACCGAGAUUACCAACGUUGGAAUACCCUUUUACAGCUUCACAUCCAUAUACCAGUUAUUCUUACCAUCCGGCAAUCCAUGAUGAUACGUUUGUAAGGAGGAAACAAAGAAGGAAUCGGACUACGUUUACAUUACAACAGUUGGAAGAAUUGGAAAGCGCCUUUGCACAAACCCACUAUCCUGAUGUAUUUACGAGAGAAGAUUUAGCAAUGAAAAUCAAUUUAACAGAAGCAAGAGUACAGGUAUGGUUCCAAAAUAGACGUGCCAAAUGGAGAAAGGCGGAACGCCUAAAAGAAGAACAACGCAAACGUGAAGGACACGAUAUUGUUAAAAUAGAUGGAGAUUCUACUAAAGAAGAAAAAAUUGAAGACGGUCAAACUACAAGUUCUUCUCCGGAAAUCGCCGCAGACGUUCGCGAAUGUUCCAGUCGAAGUUCGGCGGCUGCGGAAAGUCCCGAGCCGCCCCGAAACGUUCCGGAACCGGAUCGGUCAAGUCCGUCUUCACAGCACAGCAAUCCUACAUCUCCGGCUCCUUCGGAACCACCCAAGCCUUUGCAGCACAAUUUUUCGCACAUGUUCCCAUUCGGAGACGGCGCCGGCGGCGGAUUCAGACCGGUCAUGGACGGCGCUACCAGAAACACGCCGCCUUCGCUAUUUUUUCCGCCCCAUUUGGCUUCGCACUUGAGCUCGCAAUUUUCGCCUCCGCUAUUCCCAACUUUGAAAGGUUUCCCAGGUUUGUGUUCGUGUUGUCCAAUGAAACCACUCGGCAGCUCGCACCAUUUGCUCCCAAACAACGACUCGGCGUCGACGAUCUCGCCCGAAGGCAGCGAUCAGCGACAAUCGAGCGUGGCCGAGCUUAGACGGAAAGCUCAAGAGCACUCGGCAGCGCUGCUGCAAAGUUUACAGCACGUCGCCAAUUUCCAGCACGCGGCCGGGUUGAAUUUUCCGUUGCUGCCGCCGCUUACGUUGCAAGCGUUGCAGCGCAAGCACGAGCUGGGUAAUAGUGCGAGUCCGGAGGCUGCAAAAGAUGCUUCGCCUACGUAGGAUUUAAGACUGAUUUUGUUUUAAGUUACCUAAAGAGAAUUUUGAUGUGAUUGAUGGAUCAAAAUCUGAGUCUGAGCUUGAAAAACAACAUCAAGUUACUCAUUUAUGAAGUUUAUUUUGUUUGUAACUGUUUCAAGUUUUGAUUUGGGGCUUUUUUUUCUUUGGAAAUUUGAAGCUAUAUGCACGUUGAGGAAUGUAAAGGAGAAAGUUGAGAUUUGUACUUCGUGCAAAAUUUUUAUUUAUAAAUUAGUGCAGAGCGCUUUCGGCCUAGUGCAUCUUCAGUGCUACCUGAAAAGUAAGACAACCAGUGUUGCCAGAGAGCAAAAAUUUUUUGUACCAAAAUUGUACGAGAGCGGUUUAUUCGGCAACUCGGCGAGGGUCCUUAUUCUUAAAACAGGGGAGCAACCUUCUCAGGAGAACGAGAGUUCUGUCUUUCUCAAUGAUUUGCAAAUGAUAAUAUAAGUAACAAAGACGGAAUACUCGUUCACCUGAGAACGCUUCUCCCUUGUUUCAAGAAUAAGGACCCAGGGAGGACACGCUGAUUCCUCC
This is a messenger RNA of Ceutorhynchus assimilis (cabbage seed weevil), 1695 nucleotides long. NCBI's taxonomy places the organism in Eukaryota, Metazoa, Arthropoda, Insecta, Coleoptera, Curculionidae. The record is from the annotation of a GenBank genome assembly.